Messenger RNA from Colletotrichum destructivum, 5085 nucleotides. RefSeq names its product Putative glycoside hydrolase family 18, catalytic domain, glycoside hydrolase superfamily. Gene Ontology annotation, cellular component: extracellular region. Gene Ontology annotation, molecular function: chitinase activity; chitin binding. Gene Ontology annotation, biological process: chitin catabolic process; carbohydrate metabolic process. The coding region runs from base 1 to 5085 and encodes 1694 amino acids. NCBI's taxonomy places the organism in Eukaryota, Fungi, Ascomycota, Sordariomycetes, Glomerellales, Glomerellaceae. The transcript is spliced from 8 exons. The record is from RefSeq and is a predicted model, not a curated record.
AUGCGCCGUGAAUAUGAGCUGCCAGUCUGCAGUACUGGUGACCGUCCUGAUGGCCUCCAACCCAGGGAUGUUGAGGCAUCGAACGGCGUUUCCCUCCUAGAGGAGGGUUCGCUGUCAUUCCUGUUCUCCAGACAAGUCGUGGGAGGCGAUGACUAUUCGUACUGCGGUACAUCGGGCAUCACGCCUAAUGAAGUCUGCUGGUCCAACUGUGAUGCCAAAGCAGAAUGUGGCAAGAACGCCAAAGUCCCUGGCCAGAAGUGUCCUCUCAACAUAAUGGCGCCACUGGCGGUUGCCAGUCCAAUUGCGACCAGCCCGGACCCAAGGACAAGGACUCUGAACAGCUGGAUCGUGUCAUUGGGUUGGCGAUACAACUCCGAGUGUCAGGGAAUGCCCAUGAAGGACAUACCCGUCAACUCGCUGACUCACCUGUACUUUUCCUUUGCAUUCAUCACCCCCAACGAGUACAACAUUGUCGGGAUGGAAGGUCUACCCUCGGAGCUUUUCAGCAACUUCACCGAUCUGAAGAAGGACAAUUCGAGUCUGAAAAUGAUCAUUGCCAUCGGAGGAUGGACACACAACGACCCAGGCCCUCUUCAGAAGGUGUUUAGCGACAUGGUCAGCACGAAGCAGAACCGAUCGACGUUCAUUGAGAACUUAAUGGCCUUCCUUCGCCAAUGUGCGUUUGAUGGUGUUGACUUUGACUGGGUACGCAAUGCCAUGCCCACCUGGACCGUUGCGUUGCAAUGGCUGUUGCUAAUAACUGUCGAACAGGAAUACCCCGGUGCUGACGACAGAGGUGGCAUGCCCGAAGAUGGCGUCAACUUUAACCAAUUCCUGAAAGAGCUCGGAGAAGAAGACAAGAAGCAGCCGAAAAAGUACAUUGUAUCUUAUACUGCGCCAACGAGCUUCUGGUAUCUGCGCCACUUUGAUCUGAAGUCGAUCGAUUAUGUCGACUUUGUCAAUGUCAUGUCCGAUGAUCUGCACGGAGUCUGGGAUCGGGACAACCCGAUUGGAUCUAACAUCUACGGACACACGAAUCUAACUGAGAUGAGUCUGGCGUUUGGCUUGUUUUGGCGCAACGAUGUGCCAGCUGGCAAGCUGAACAUGGGCCUUGGGUUCUUUGGCCGAGCCUUCCAGCUAGCCGAUCCGGCUUGCAACAAACCCGGCUGCGUCUUCAAGGGAGGGGCAACGAAAAGGGCCUGCAGCGGCGAGUCUGGCAUCCUCAGCUAUCGUGAGAUCAUGGAAAUCAUCAGAACCAAGAAACUCAAGCCCGUCCACGACAAGGAGGCGGGCGUCAAGUACAUCACCUGGAACACUGACCAGUGGAUGUCUUAUGACGACAAGGAGACGUUCGAACAGAAAAAGGACCUGGCAAAGGAGCUCGGCCUCGGUGAUUACCUGAUAUGGGCCAGCGACCAGGACGAUGACCAGCUGUCGGCGUUGUCGGCCGUGCUGGACCCCAAGCCGCUGGGCGAUUUCCGGUCAGACAAGGCGGACGAGAACUGGACAGGCUCCAACGACAUGUGUUACAUUUCGAAGUGCGGCGACGGGUGCAACCCGGGUGACAUCAAGAUCACGCAGCAAAAGUGCGCCAAGGGCAAGGACAGCAAGCUCUGCUGCCCGCUCUCGGGAGCCCCCGACCCCAAAGAGUGCACCUGGCGAGGAGGCCCUCACCUCUGCAAUGGUCACUGCCACGACGACGAGGUCAUGACACACAUGAGCAAAUGGGGCGGCGGCGCCGACUACUGGGACGGCAACGCGGCGCACUGCUGCAAGAGCCCGCUCGGCGAGGAAAACACCUGCUACUGGGGUGGCGUCGCCCAGGAGUGCAAGGCUGGCCAUCUGCCCCUGACCUUCUCCGGCACCGUGCUCAGCAUCCUCGACGACAUUGCCGAGGUGAUCCUCUUGGUCGUCGGCCGCGCGGUCCCUCUCGUCUCGCUCACCGGCCGCCUGCUCCUCGAGGUGCUCGACCAGCUCGACCUAGAUACUAACAAGCUGUACUGCUGUCCCGAGAAGGAUGUCGAGCGCUGGAAACACUGCGCCUGGUACGGCAAGCCGGGCAGCUGCUUCGACGGCCACUGUCCUGACAUGAAGUUUGUGCAGCUCACCGACAGCUACUUUGGCGGUGGCGAGACGUGUGGCAUCCAGCUAUCUCGCGUGCGCACCUUUUGCUGCGAGUCGGCGGGCGAUCCCCUGUUCUUCCCCGUGCCCCUGGGGAACCUGUUCGAGCACCCGCCCGACGGAGACAGCGUCGACACCGACUUCAGCCUCGAGACGGACGAGUCCUCGGCGGGCGGCGAUGACGACCCCAACGAGGCCGCCUUUCAGUUUGUCGUCCUGGCGUCGCCCGAGGAGCUGCAGGUUUCGGUCGACAAGCGCGACGGCGAGCACACCGUCAGCAUGGUCUGCACCGACUUCUCCGAGAAGAGUAACUGUCACAAGAUCGGGCUUGGCCAUGGCGUCCCCGGAACCAUCCUGCAAAUGCCCCCCGGCUGCGGCCCUGGCAAGUACGCCGUCGCCAAGAGCAUGGAGCCCGCCCAGGGUGAUGACCACGUCAAGCUGCUGCCACGCCGACUCGCCCACCUUGCGCCACGAAAGCCUGUGGUGUACUCGCUGACCUUUGACUACGACUUUGCCCAUGUCCCACGCGACCUCGGAAGCACCCAAAUGCGCAUCGACUUUAGCAAUCAGGACGACUACUGGGACACAGUCGUCGCCGGGUCCUUGUCCAAGAAGAAGAGGAACCUCACCAAGCGCACGCUCGCCGACGUGGGUGGCAACCACGUAAGGUGGCUUGAGGAGGAAUUCCGAGACGGCUACCACUUUGGCGGGCUGAAGAAGCGUGACCUGCACGAGCGCUGGUUCGGCACGAGCAUCCUCGAGUGGCUCGCGCAGCUCGUUAAGGCAGAGAUCAAGCGCGAGUUCAUGCACAGGUACGACGAUACUCUCACGGACAAGCUCAUUGAUGAGACGUGGUUCUGUUCAAAGGGAGACGUCGGCUACGAGGGCCACCUGUUCGCCCAGUCCCUUCACAAGAUCAAGGUCAAGUCCAGCUUUGGCUUUACCCUCAUCGUCAGCAAGCUCAGCCUGCCCCUCGACCUGAGCCAGAGCUACCUUACCUUUUACAACAAGGGCGAGAUCACGGGCGUCAUGACCCUCGAGGCCGUCGCCAAGGUUUUCUACGAGAAGAAGAGCGUCAUUCUGAACAUUCCCUUCCCCGGCGCUUCCUUCAAGAUUCCGGGCAUCGCUACGAUUGGUCCCCAGCUCACGGUCGAGGGCAGCAUCGAUGCCUCCCUCGCCGUGGCAGGCACCAUUGAGACCAAGCUUGAAAUUGCCAAGUGGGAAGUUCGGCAAGUCGUGCCGGAUAACAACGACGACGCUUACAAGCCCAAAGAGAUCGGCGAAGGCGACACCAGCCUCGACCGCACCGGCGACUUUGAAGGUAUCAAGAAGCCCGAAUUCUAUGCUGGCGUCGCCGUUCAGGACGACGUCACAGCCCGGCUCUCGGCUGCCGCCGAGUUCGGUAUCCGGUUCGACGAAAGGUGGGAGGUCAAGCCGGCUGCCGCCGCCGUCGUCGGUGAGGCCAGCGUCAUAGCCAAGCUGACGGCGGGCGUCUCAACCAACGCCGUUUGUCCCUUCACUUACAGUCUCGACGUCGGUGCCCGACUGUACUCCAGAGUCCAGGCACCCCAGGUCUUUGACUGGUCCGGCGGCGAAUAUGACCUGACGCCAAAGUGGAACAAGGGUAUCGUCGAGGCAGGCACUUUUCCGGACCUGGGAGCCAUCCCGUCCAAGAGAGACCUUGUACUCGUCGAGGCUGGCAACUAUUCUGCCGCCGACAGAAAUGGCUUCGGUCUGCCUUCUCAGUUGGAAAGCGCCGGCUCUGCCGACCACAACGGAAUACAGCGGCGCUCGGGUCACCUGGCCAAGAGAGUUAGCGUCCACGGCCCGGUGCUCAGUCUCCCCGUCGACAAGUUCUUCUGCCCGCCUUCCAACGAUCCCAGUGAGAACGAAAGCAGCUCCUGCAAAGACGUCGAGCCAGCAUGGGACCGGGACAAGUACCUCAACGAGGAUUACGAAGGCAUGCGCAGGAGGAGAUCAGAGGAUGCUGUUCCUGACGACAACGAUGAUCUGGACGACGUUGAAGGGGAGACCCUGGCGCACAUCUUCGAGAGGACCAUCAGAAAGAAGGCCGUCAAGGCGUGCGGCCUCAGGACAACCUUCAACUACCCGACGGACGGCUCUCUCGCCACCGGUGCUCUCAUCUACGGCUGGGAGCAGCCCGACGUCUGCGGCAACUACGACUGGGGCGGCCCGCUCAACGCACGUGUUGCCGGUAAAUCAUACCACUCAGAGCACAUCCUCGAGGCCCAGAUGGUGGCGCAGUUCUUUGCGUACGUGGAUGAGAGGACUGAUCCCGUGGUUAGCCCCGACCCCAAUGCCAGCCCCAACCGGAAGACAAUAUUUUUCUGCGACUACGUCAACGUCAUGUUCGAUAUCAACGCCGUCGCCGCCCAGUUCCCGACACACCAGUGGAAGACGGACGAGUACGUCGCCCUCGAGUCCGUCAUUAACACGCCCGCCAAGGGCAAGGCCUGGGGCACGGAUGACAACAUCAUCAACACAUCCUCGUGGUUAACCGACAAGCUCCCCAACGCCGCGGGCGCACGAGCGAUGCUCAAGUCGAUGCGCUCCCUCAUCGGGUCUCGCCUCAUCCUCCGCCUGCAAAAGGGCCGCGUGGGCGCCAUUCUCGGCCUGCUCGACACCACGGUGCUGCACGCCAAUCCGCCUCCGGGCUUCGUCGCCUGGCCGCAGCAACAAUUCCAGCUGAUGGCCGAGUGGGACACGUUCAUGAAGGGUGAGUUCCUCAUGAAGCAGACAAAGACGAUGAAGGUCAUCAACGACUUCAUGGGGCCACUGAGGGAGCAGUGGACAAGCGACGCCGUCAAGCAGGCUAACGAGGACCAGCCAGGGGACAGCGCCACGGCCCUGGCGACCAAACAGGGGAUCAGGAACCUGAUUGAUGACAUUGAGGCCAUGAAUGACUACCUGGCGACAAUUCCUGCUUGGCAGUGGGCUUUCUGA